Messenger RNA from Echinococcus granulosus, 576 nucleotides. Its product is annotated as Clathrin light chain A. The record is from RefSeq and is a predicted model, not a curated record. Gene Ontology annotation, biological process: clathrin-dependent endocytosis; intracellular protein transport; clathrin coat assembly. Gene Ontology annotation, molecular function: structural molecule activity; clathrin heavy chain binding. Gene Ontology annotation, cellular component: postsynaptic endocytic zone cytoplasmic component; plasma membrane; clathrin coat of coated pit. Bases 1 to 576 code for a protein of 191 amino acids. The transcript has 2 exons. NCBI's taxonomy places the organism in Eukaryota, Metazoa, Platyhelminthes, Cestoda, Cyclophyllidea, Taeniidae.
AUGGAUGAUUUUACGUCCGCUUUUCUUUCCAGGGGAAAGGAAGACUUGAAAGACGCAGAGGCCAGUAUUUCCUACACUCCAUUCGGUGUUGAUCUACAGAAAUCAGGGGAGACCAAUGAUGAUGAAUCCUUGCGCCAUCAAUCUUCAUAUAGUGAACCAGAGACUGUUAAGCAGUGGCGCCGUGAGUACCAUGCAAACAUUGAGAAAAAAGAUGCUAAUGAGGCGUCAAAGGAUAAGGCAAUGAAAGAAAGUGCUGUGAAGGAAUUAGCUGAGUGGCAGAACUGGCACAAGAAAAAUCUAAUCAAGGCGCAUAAGCAAAAUCUAGCUCACGAAGAGGAGCUGCAGGCUCAGAGAGACAAGACGAUGCUACUUUCCAAAUCCGUCUCCAAAGUCAACUCAUCCGACUCUGCUAUCUGGGAGCGUAUAUGUCAGCUCUGUGAUCUCACAGUCUCCACCUCGUCUGGUGACUCCGUCUACUCGAAAUCCACGGCUGGUACCUCGUCUAGCAGGGACGUUACGCGAUUCCGUUCACUCCUCCUAUCCCUUAAGAACAACCCCCCCAGGGUAUGCCACUAG